Paramuricea clavata is the source of this 20377-nucleotide messenger RNA. Lineage: Eukaryota; Metazoa; Cnidaria; Anthozoa; Malacalcyonacea; Plexauridae. The record is from the annotation of a GenBank genome assembly.
GUGCCCAACUUGCGGUUGAUGAUAAUGAAAAAUGGUUCCAGGUUGAUUUCCUAAAGUGGACCAAAGUAACUGCUUCGAAAACACAAGGCCAUGGUGACGAUAAUUUUUAUAUUAAAACGUUUUUCAUGCAAUACAGCAGUGAUGGAAUCAAUUUCAGGAAACAUAAAGAAUAUGGGAGGACCAAGGUUGGAAAUUACCGUUUUUAUUUAUCUUUAACAAUAUCUAAUUUCCAUAAUUCUUGUCAUGCCUGGAUUUUGUAUUUGAAUAUUGUCUGUUACUGUAUUUUUACGCCAUGCAAAGGUCCGACACCGAACCUUCUUGUUCUAUACGCGGUUAUAGGGGCCGACAUUGCCUAUCACGAGUGGGCUUGAUUGUAAAUGGUCCAAUGCAUUUUCAAAAAUGUAUAUAACUAUCUAACUGCUUUGUUCUCUAAAAGUGAUAAGAAUAACCGUUUAGGCCGUUCAACACCCAAAAUAAACAGUGCGCUAUGCAUCGAAGCAUAUUCAAGUCCGUUAAUGUAACAAUAAGCAAUUUUUAAAAUUAGUUUUAAUACUUGCCACAACCUCGUCAAAUUUUGAUUUGGCUCAUGCCACAGUAAAAUUGCAAAUCUUCAGUAUAUUGUUGCUUUAUAGUGCUACUAGAAAAUACAUGCAUGCAGCAACCCUUCGGCUUCGCCUUUCUUAACAGAUUAACUCCACAUAAAGUAUUAAGACCAUUAUAAACAAACAUAAAAACACAACUGAUGCGCUAGUUUAUUACCCUGCAUGUAAACGAUAACAUUCGCUGCAAUUUCAUGUAUACCAGCUUGCAUUAAAACACAUUAUUUAUUGUGAAUUACCGAGUUAAUGGUUUAAACGUUUCGCAGAUAUGAAUAAAAUCGACAACACAAAGCAAAUACGGCAUGGAAUUUUACUUCUGAAGUGUUUACACUUACCCAAACCGGCACAACAACGAUUAAAUUAUUAAAAAUAUCAACAUCAAAACAUUUAUUUAAUACAAACUUUGUUUCACGGUUGGACAGCCACUAAUUCAUAAAAUUGCAAGCUUAUUUCCAGUUCAGGGGUUAUUCUAAGGAUAAUUUACAACUCCAGUAAAUAAAAAAAUUCUGCCACUUUGUUGAAGUAUUAAGCCUUGAGGAGGAGAUCUACUGUGUCGACCUGCAUUAUCCCUGAGAAUAACUAGCACGGCUAAUUAAGUUUUUUGAAUUUGGUGUGGUCUUCAUCUCACUUAUUCUCUAGUUACACUCUAUGUGACUCUGUCACAGCAACUGUUAGUCACUUAGUCACUUUUCGGUGUCGUGACGUAAGACCCCACGCAUAUACGGUACACCUGUUGGACACAAGCUCUCAUUGGGUCAAUGGUGGGGAAAUUAAUUACGUCUUGAAAGAAGGACAUUUGUAAUAGUUAUUAUAUAGGCUUUAGUGCACAAUAAUUCCAUAUUUCCUAUAAACUGAUGACAUACUUCAUAAACUAUAAACAUCUUAGGAAAUAAAUACGACCUUUGAAUGAGUUUAGCUCAAUCUCAGGUCAAAUACUUUUCCAUUUAGCAGUCACAAUUAAUAUUAUUUUACUUCUGGGUCUUUAUAAAAAUAAAUAAAAUGUUUCCCCCUGCUGACAGAGCACUAAAGUGACAAAGUCUAUCAACGUAUCAAACUGAUAAGUGAUAACGACGAAUAAAAUCACUUCAGACGUCUCAUUUCAGUCCGAAUAGACUCAACACCUUUGACUUUCACUUUCCAGAAAGUUGAUAAAGCAAUAUUAUUAUCAAUAUUAUAUCAGUCACAACUCCAGUGUUUUUCAUUUACAACUCCAGAUCUUUUUUUCCAACUUCAGAAAGACCUAGCAAAUCCAGCUUAGACUAACCCCUGUUCCAGUUAAAAUCGAAGAAAAAAAAGUUUUGUACUUUUGUUAACUUUUUAACGAAUUAAAACAAAAAAUUGCUGUAAAACAGCAAAAUACGUCCUUUCAAAAUGAAAAACAAUUACUUUAUAGACAGAUCUUGUACUUGCGCAUGCCCAUAACGUCGAAAACCGUCCAUGACAUAAACAAAAUGGAGCACAACUUUGCACUUCGCUAUAUUUUCACAUACCCGGGUUUAAUUAGCCGUGCGGAAUUAGUAUCCUCGCACGGCGCUUCGCGCCGUCGGCUUGGGGAAUAUACUUUAAUUCUGAUUUUCUGUGUUGGUGUUGUGUACUCAGGUGAAUAUGAUGUUUGUGUUGUUACUCUGAGUGUGUAUCCACACCGGGCAGGCUUGAAAAAUAUGCCUGCAUGGCCACGGUGGGAAUCGAACCUACGACCUUUGGAACACUAGCCCAAUGCUCUGCCAACUGAGCUACGCGGUUAGGUCGGUUCGAGUAUGUGAUAUUUCAGAACUAAGUCUAGUUCCAUCCAUAUCAAUGUAAUCUAUUACAUUGAUAUGGAUGGAACUAGAUUCAGUUCUGAAAUAUCACAUACUCGAACCGACCUGACCGCGUAGCUCAGUUGGCAGAGCAUUGGGCUAGUGUUCUAAAGGUCGUAGGUUCGAUUCCCACCGUGGCCAGGCAUAUUUUUCAAGCCUGCCUGGUGUGGAUACACACGCAUGCAGAGUAACAUUCAAACAGACUUUAAUUCUGUUUGAACCUGAUAGGUAUAUCCAGCGAACUACGACCAGACUACGAUUGUAGAGCAACGUCUGGACCGAGUUUUAUUGGUUCGCUUCCUACGUAUUAUCCCCCAAGAAUGGAUAGGGUCACGAGUUUCGAUAAGGAUGGAAUUUCUUGGCUCGUAUGUCGGUAAGUUAUUAUCUGCUCAAACUAUGCUCUAAUGUACACAAGAUACAUAUAUAAUUCGUGAAAGAAUAAAACAAACCUAAAGAAUGCUAAAGUCUAGAAAUGAAUGGCCCGGUUAUACUAUCUGGACGAACUUAGGCUCUCAUCAAUUCUCAUUAUCGUUUCACCGGGGCUUUAGUAUCACUAAGGAUCAUCACUAUAAGACUCGUAUAGGAUCAGGGGCGUCCCUUGUCGGGAAACUCUAGCCCCCUACUCGAGGGAAAAUCCAUACAAAUUACGUCAAGGAAGACGCUAUGUUUUGUAAUUAACGUGUUUUAUAGUUCUGUUGAACACAAUGUUAAAGACAAUUGGAUUCCCUAGUAUUCCUCAAAAUUCUUGAAAUAUCGUUUUACAGACUUAGAAUUAAAUUUUUUUUUCGGGGUAGCAUGCCCUCGAACAAAAAUUUUAUUGCCUACAUGUAGUAUUACAGUAUAACAACGUGGGACGUUAGCUCCCUCGUCGAAGAAUUCGUGGCGCCACCACUAAUAAUUAAUAAAUUAUAUUUAUAUGAUAUCAAGAUAUCUUGAUAGCUAAAUGUCAAUGAACGGCAAACGCGUUGAUCGAUGGUUACUUUGAAAUGAUUUUCCAUGUUCCACCGUUAUUUGAUCGACGGCACGUCUUCAAUUUUCUUAAUCCUUUUAUCAUAUUUCAUUUAGUGUGCAUGUGAUGUGCGAACAUUCAGUUAUAUCGUUUUUCUGCAAAAAUCUUACCUUUCUAGCCCCACUAAAAUUUUUAUAUAAGAUGAACCUUUUAUUAGAAAACUUCCCUUUACUUCCAUAUAAAACGCAAAAACGAAACAGAUGAAAACACCCAUUUAAAAAUUUCACAAUUUUCACGCGCGUGGAAAGGUCUGUUAUCUGUGAAACUGUUGUUCCAUUCCAUAUAUGAAAUCAUCUCACUUGUGAAAUAAUUUUCACUUAUGAACCUUUACUUUCAUAUGUGAAAGAUUACAAAAAUAAAUUCUGGAAAUCAUGCACAUAAUAAAAUGCGCGUUUGUUUAAAAAACGUUUUGGCAACGUGUUGAUGUUAGUAUGAUAAUAAUAUACAUAAAAAUGUACGUAGUACUCGACCGUGAUUGGUUGCUUUCAAUCCAGUUACUAUCAAACAGCAGUUCAAAAUUCUGUAACAGCAGUGCAAAAUCUGUAACAACAGUGCAAAAAUCUGUAGCAAACUAAUUUGAUUGGUGGAAAAACAAUGGGAUUUAAAAUCAACCAAUUAGCAUAUAGUAGUCGUCAAGUAACGGCCGCAACCAUCUUCAAAACAAAACAAAUUAACAUUGCGAUCACCUUACAUAAAGUAGAUGUUGAGUUCGGGUGGAAAAUAUGGCAUUUCAUUUUUUUUAAAUGGAAAAACUUUACCAUUAAUAAAAACAGUAACAAAACUUACACACAUAUAUAUAUAUAUAUAUAUAUAUAUAUAUAUAUAUAUAUAUAUAUAUAUAUAUAUAUAUAUAUAUAUAUAUAUAUAUAUAUAUAUAUAUAGUUGUAAUUUAGCGUUAGCGUUGUAAUAUGUGAUAUAGGCCUAACAAAGUAGUUAAACUCUGUCAGUGAACGGUUUGCUGUAAGCGUAUGAGUUCAAAUUACAAUUGUCUCGAACAUUUUUAUGUAUAUUAUUAAUCCGUAAUAGGAUGGUUUCUAAUAAGUUUUUAGACGUUCUCUGGUUUUUAAAUAUUUAUUAUUACGAGCUUUCGACUGCCAGUCUGCAGUCUUCAACGGGUGGAUUACCCGUUGAAGACUGCAAACUGGCAGUCGAAAGCUCGUAAUAAUAAAUAUUUAAAAAACAGAGAACGUCUAAAAACUUAUUAUGAAUAAUCCUGGUUUCGCUUCAAACAUAUUUAAAAGGAUGGUUUCUCCUGAAAUUUGGAUAAAACAAGCACCCGUGAGGUUUUCAAAUAUCUCAAAUAUAGCACUCCACGUCCUGCGGACUCGUGUUAUAUCUAUAUUUUGAUGCUCGUUGAAAAACUCACUCGUGCAUGUUUUAUCCAAAUUGCGUGACAAGAAAUUAAACCAUCCUAUGCUGUUCUCAUCGGAUGUAAUUACAAAAGCAUUAAUCCAACAAUUUGUUUACCUUUGAUGUUCUGUGUAUGAAUUUCCGUCGAGUGCAAGUUAUGAGAGCUUGAGGAUUAGGAGUAACUUCUUUUAUUUUUUAGACACUGAUUGGUUUGAUCCGGUUGCACUUGGCAUGGAAUCCAGUUUGAUUGUCGAUUCUCAAUUGGCUGUGUCGUCCUUCAAUGAUUCUAAGACAUCUGGGCCUGGUCAAGCGAGACUGAACGUGAAUGCAACUACACAAAGCAUCAGCACAACAAUUCUGCAUAUAACUGCAUAUAAUGCAACUAUGAACGUAACUACCAACAUAACAACAGUGAAAACAUCGUAUGUUCGACAUGGUGGUUGGAUAGCAGCAGGCGAUGACAGUGAUCCAUGGUUUCAAGUAGACUUUAGAACCAAUGUAACAGUUACUGCACUGGUAACCCAAGGUCUGGACAGCGGCAUUGCCUGGGUGACAAAAUAUACACUUGCUUAUGGAUAUGAUAAAGAUGACUUGCAAGAUUACAAUGUUGACGGAGAAAUAAAAGUAAUGUUUUAUGUAUAAUACAUUUGUAUUUCAGUACACCAUUCGCAAAUGACAUAUUGCGCAAACCCUUAAGAUAAGUGUAGCGGGAUAGCAAAUGUAUAUGAAUUUACCCCGAUAUAGGCAUCAAACUGGAUUAAAUAUCUGUUUUAGAAGAAUCCAAGCCGAGAACCAGUCAUAAUAACUGGGGAUUCAAAUAAUAUUGUCCUUUCCUAUAUUUCUGUCAUUUUUUUAGUUUGGGAGAUUUUUUGCUUGUCAAAAUAACUGGAGUUGUUUUGAAUUUUUAAAGUUCUAAACAGUGUAAAGAAAAAUAUGAAAGUGAGCUAUUUUCCGCGCGUUUGAUUUAAAGUACGCGUAGGAGUGCUUUAUGAGGUAUAAAACACGAGUACGCAGCACAGGUGUUUUAUAUCUGAUAAAGCACGACUAUACAAGUGUAUUAAUAAAUGACUUAAAAAACGACCCAUCUUUGAGUUCAUUGGCGAAGUAAUUUUAAAAAUAAACAUUGUUUAAACCGAAAAAAUCAAAACUAAAGUUUAUGUAAAUUAACAUGAUUUUUGAGUUGAUGAGCGCCCGAUCUUUAUAAAUAGCAGUUGCGAAUAUCUUAACGAACUUGCAAAAUUAAUUUAUUUGUUUAUUUUAUUAGUAUUCACUGCCCAUUGGGACAACCUCACGCUUCAUUAGCAUGCAUUCACAGCGUAAAUCUAUAGCAAUGCGUGCAUUUUGAUUCUACUAAAUCGUCCUGCUUUUGAAUUAGUAUUCAUACGGCCUUUCAUAAACAUCCCUCUAACAUGACUUUCUAAUCCUUACUGCGAUUUACAAGUGUGGACAUGCAUGUAGACUUAUUAAUUAUUCAUGAAUUUUAUAAUCACAUAUAAAACCACCGACACGGUAGUAAUUUAUUUUGUUUUCUCCUCGUGAAUUAUUAAUGAGUUUUUACUGUCUUCCCGUAUUUUUGUAAGCAAAAAAUUUUGACUCAAAACUUGCCUUGACUGUAGAAACAAUGCACCUACUGCGACUCAAAAUAUUAGGUAAACUUACUCAUUUGACAAAUUUAUGAGCAAAUUUACUCAUUUUUGUGAGUAAAGUAAAUCUUUGCUCAGAAGAAGAGUACCGUUGAGACAUUACUAAAAAAUUGAGUAACUAUUAUAAUAAGAGUCACUGCAUGUGGGUCCAUUAUAAUUUUACUCAAAAUACUCAGGGAUUUUUUGGAGAGAUUGUCCAAUUGGAUUUAUUUUAUGCUUUCAGUCUUCUGCUUAGAUCAGUGGGAAUUAGUGGGAGAAAGAAUAUUCAAGAUACAAAAGUCAUUAUACAGCUCUAUCAAGCGCCAUUCAGCAAACAUAUUCUUCAUAUUAAGAUUUCACUUUCUCUUUAUAAAAGGUAUUCUCAGCAAACUACAAUGCCAGCACCUCAGUAAGGCGAGAUUUAUAUCCAUACCUCAUUGCUCGUUUUGUUCGUAUCAAGCCAAAAAUCUGGAUUGAAUAUUGUGCGUUGAGAAUAGAAUUCUAUGGGCGAUAUGAAGGUAAGAUUUGCAAAGAAAAUCAAAUGCAAAGAAGUAUGGCUUCCUUGCUAUAACUUGGCUUCAAGGAUUGAAGAAGCCUGUUUGUAUAUAGAGUAAAUAUGUCUGCGAAAACAUGAUGUAUAUUAUUUUGGCUACCUAAUUGGACAGUGCGUGAGACAACAAAUUAGAGAUAACGAUUGUUUUACUGUUUAAUAUGCUGUUUUUCGUCAUAAUUUGAACCGCGCGUUAGCCCGGCAGAAAUUCGAUAUACUGUACAGUGUACAUGCAGUAAGUACUAAGUAAUGCUGACACCGGAAAUCAAACGGAGAAAAAUUGUUUAGUUAACACAAAAGCUUUGUAAUUGAAUUGAUCGAAGUGAGUCAGUAGUUUUUGUGAAAUUCAUCGACACCGUUUCCUGUACGUGGUGGUUCAAAAACCUCAAAGAAAUAUUCGGUAUGUUAGUUAGGAGCUUCUAAAUGAUACUAUAUACACCGAUUCGAAAAAUGGUGCAUGGUCAUUCUUUUUUUUCUGAAUAAUUUCACUAAGGUAAUCACUACCGCUUUAUAGAAUACUUCAAGACUAUAACAGUUUUACAAAGUAUAAAUAUAAUAUCACGUAUUCUUUUUGAGAAAUUAAAUGUGAAAAAUACCGAAGUUUAUGUUAGAUUACAUGAAGCAAACAAUCCUCAUUUUGGUGAUUUUUCUUAAACUUUUACACUUUGCAUAACUAGCAAUCUCUAUUCUCUGUUAAAAAAAUGUUUAUUAGGUAAGCCUUGUAAUGCAUAAAAUAUAAAAUAAUGCAAAAUUGUGGUAGCUACAAUCUUGGACAUAACUGAUUGAGAAUACUUUCCCCUCAAUACAAAAUUCGCAUACCCCUUAUGAUAAAUUCUAUGCUGAAUUAUGUUGCGUUUCUUUAGCCCCCGCUUCCCCCAACUCAAUGUUGAGCUUGUGUCAUAGUAAAUUACCAAAUGUUGUUUCGGGGCUGAAUUGGGGCAGAGGGGGAGACAAAAUUUGUUUUCCCAAUUUGCAUUAACUUUGCAAUAUUAGCAGGAACUGUCUCAAAAGUUGGGUCCAAGAGUGCAGUUUUCCAAUUGGUCAAUAGCAUUAGCUAAUUUUGGCAAAUUAUAAUAGAAAGGCGCAAUUGCGAAUUAAUUUCGAAAUUUGUAGCACAGGUUAUUGCUAUGAAUUCCUUAGAUUCUGAAAAAAAUUCUUAGUUUUAGUAAAAUUUCCUUAAUGACUUACCAAACUGUUUUUGUUGUUUUGAAUGCUGUUUUGGACAUUAGUUAAAAAAAGUAUGUAAUAGACACUUCCCGAAUUUGCUUGAGUGCACACGAAACAAUAGCUUGGAAUCGAGGCGGACAAUGUAAUCCAUUGGAAAACUAUACUUAUUUCCAAUGGAUUACAUUGUCCGCCUCGAUUCCAAGCUAUUGUUUCGUGUGCACUCAAGCAAAUUCGGGAAGUGUCUAUUUGAUGGAAUUUGGUAUGUUAUUUCUUCUCAUUAGAAUAAAUUUUGCAUACCAAAUCAUGAGCUUUCGCGCGUUCUUAUUGGCUAGUUGACCAGGAAAUCUGACGCAAUGUUUGCUAGCAGACUAGUUGUGUUUUCGAAACUUGUAAAGUGAAAAGUGUAUUAAUACUUUAUUUCGAGCAAUAGUUUUACAUUUCAUUUUAGCAAUUUUCUCAGCCAUUUCCUAAACUAACAAUAUACAUGAAAAAAUUUCUCAAUUCUGAUUGGCUAAGUGCAGUGCAAUUUAUUCGAAAUACAGUGCCAAAAAAUGAAAUACAUGCAGUGCCAAAAUUGAAAUACAGCGCAAAUUUCUUUCACUAUAAGAUAUACAGCCAUUUCUAGCAGAAAAUAAUACAAAAAAAACCAAACAUAUACCAGCGACAAAUAUAUUCUGAGUAAUACACUUUGUAAUAAACAAUAAAAUCACACAGAAAGCCGUUUUGAAAGCGUGUACGUACAAGAAACAGGCGGGGAGGGGGGGGGGGGCAGAAAGUGCACACGCUGAUUUUAAGUUAUUUCCUAAACCAGUGCAGGUAUCAUGGUUCUGAAAUUUUGUGACUUUCCUAAAUAUUUAUGGGCUUUAUGUGUGGGAUAUUUGAUGAAAAAAUAUUGCGAAAAAGUUACAGCUUAGCCGUGAACACAUGCAACACUAAAUUUCAGCAUUUUUAAUUAUGUUAUAUAUAGUAGUUACAAUUAAAAAGUGAGCACUUUUUAAAGAACCUAUUUUUUUAUAUACUACCUUUUUAUCUUGACAAAACAGGUAAAAAUUACAAUAAGAAAAAAUUCUAAAAAUCUGGUUUUUGCAAUUAUUGACGUCAUAAUGACGUUAUAAGUGCAACAUAUACUUGAACCAGGCAUACCAGUACCACCUGUAAAAGUUUCGUCAGAUUUCACCAAAUGGUUCAGGUGAUAUUGACCGCGAGCACUUACCCUAACCGCCCCCAGUCUCAAGAGACAUAAAAACCCAGUCUACAUGAUAGGGUUAAGUCCUCAGAAAUUCCCUGGAAAAGUCCCUAAAACUUUAAUUUUCUUAAAGAAAUUUUGUUUUGGCCCUCGUACUGAUUUCUUUGAAUCCAAUUUCUGACAAAGUUUCCAUAUUAAGGUCUCACACUAAUAAAACAACUUCAUAUAUGAAGACAUAAACAAACAAAAGACAGCAUCCUUAAUCUCAAUUUGGAUCAUUUUUUUCAGAUUACCGCUUAAUAUGCACUAGCUCCAGCGAUUAACGCUUAAUAGAGCGUCUUGUUGUAUCAGUUCUUUCAAGCAGUGACCUUUUUUUUUUAGGUUGUGAAAAUGUAACACCAUUGGGUAUGGAGAAUGGCACUAUUCUACACAGUCAAGUCACAGCUUCUUCUACAGACAAUUAUAAAAAUUCUCCUCCCUUAGCCAGAUUAAACUUACAAGAAACGUCUACACAUGAGGGGGGUUGGUUCGCAGCUGGUGACGACCUUUAUCCAUGGCUUCAAGUAGAUUUUCUCCAAUAUGCAAAAGUCACCGCUAUCAUAACCCAGGGUCGACAAAUGAGUACUGCAAAUUUUGUGCAUGAGUUCACGGUGUCCUACGGCAACAAUAAUAAAGAUUUUCAGCAGUACGACGAAUUUGGAAUCGUUAAGGUAAACAAAAAAAAAGAUAUAUGUAUAUAUAAUUUCGCUUACCUCAAAAUUUUGCAACAGUCUGUUUCAUCAGUAAAGAAUUAUCAGGCGGUAUAUAUACCGCCUCAUCAGUAAAGAAUCAUCAGGCGGUAUAUACCGCCUGAUGAUUCUUUACUGAUGGAACAGACUGUUGCGAAAUUUGAGGUAAGCGAAAUUCUACAUUUGCUCUAUCUUUAUGUUAUUGAGCACUCUUUGCGGUUCGUAUACACAAAGUUACUCGUAUAUAUAUAUAUAUAUAUAUAUAUAUAUAUAUAUAUAUAUAUAUAUAUAUAUAUAUAUAUAUAUAUAUAUAUAUAUAUAUAUAUAUAUAUAUAUAUAUAUAUAUAUAUAUAUGUAUACAUAUAUACAUAUAUAUAUAUAUAUAUAUAUAUAUAUAUAUAUAUAUAUAUAUAUAUAUAUAUAUAUAUAUAUAUAUAUAUAUAUAUAUAUAUAUAUAUAUAGGCAAUCAGGUUUGGUUCAGCUUUCUCAUGUCGUCUUCGUAGGUUGCGGGUACGAUUUUUCUCAUUGAUUUGAGCCUUUUUAAUCUCAGGAGGACUUACUCUCGAUUGAUCUAUAAUGAUAUUGACGAUUGAGGCUGUAAUCGAUUUAGAAUUUUCAUAGAAAGUGGAGCUCUUUUUUUUUUUUUUUGUAUAAACUUUAUUAUGUCUUUACGUUUGCCUCAAGAGCACAAUGCUCAUCUAGGAGGCUCACGUACAUUAAAAAAUUACAAUAAAACACACAACACCCAGCAGACAGAGAAUAAAUAAAAUAGUAUGCCAAAUUGCGCCAGAAAUAUAUGCUGAAUAUGUAACUAUAUAAAUUGCUAAAAUAUACAACUAUUUAAAACGUGCUGAUUGCUCAAUGAAUAAUCUUACUGCGGUAAAUAUAGCAGAAUUAGCAUGAAAAUUCAACAUUGGUAAACCAUUAAGUAACGAAUCUACUUGCUGAGAUAAGCUAAGAGAUAACCAAUUAUUACCAGCAUUCUGCACAAUGGAAGAAAGCAUGGAAUCGCGCAGAGCAGCAAAACAUGGACAAAACAUUAAGUAAUGUGUUACAUCUUCCUUAAAUGCACCACAAAUACAAGAAGGUGAUUCGAUACAAUUCAUUAAAUAAAGAUAAUAAUUUAAAGCACAGCUUUUGAGUCUUAGUCUAGUGUGUAAAAUAUUUAAAUAACGAUCCCCAAGAUUGAAUAGUUUAUUAGCAGGAGGUACAUAAAAUAAAUCACGAGUCAAAUUAUUUGUAAAAGAGUCAACUGAAGAAGAAUUUCGUAGUUGUUCUGGAAGAGUAUUCCAAAAUUUUAUAGUCGAUGGUAAAAAAGACUUCUUAAAUUUUUCCGUAGAGGCAAAGGGCACGCACAAGUCAUUAUUUGAUCGGAGUGUAUACUCAGAUCUUUGACCAACCCGAAUAGGACAAAGAUCAGAGAUAUAUCCAGGAACUAAUCCAUUUUUAAUCUUAUAAAACAAAGUAACUUGAUGUAUUUUCCUUCUGUCACUAAGCUUAUGUAAACCAAUAUCUUGUAAUACACUGUUGGGAAGGAUCAGUGAUGCACAGGCCUCGAAGGCGAGCUGGUAGUCCCAUAAGAUUGCGAAGUUUGUCAUAAAUACAUCUUGCCCUGAGAUAGCUGGUAGGAACUUGCAUCUUAAAACUUCUUCAAGUGGUGCGAGCAAAAUGUCAAUAUUCGGGGUUGUCCGAGCUAAAUAUGUCAAUUUGCUCUUAAAACCAUGCGUGAAUGCGGCAUAAGCGGCUUGUGGUUGUGACAUAGCAAUGUCAGAGAGACGUUCAAGCUCUUCCUUCCAUGAUGGCACUUUCUCUUCAACGUAAUUUUCUACAAAAUAACGUGUUUCAAUUGCUGUACCCAAAUGCCUCUUUCCCUCCUGAGAAAUCUUCACUCCUGUGUCUUGAAAAAGCUGCUUUGCUUCUUCCAAGUGCCUUUCUUUCACAACAAGCCACGUCUUGUCAGCAUUGGGGAAAUAGCCGUAUUCUGGUCCUAUCUUUGAGAUGUUGUUCCACCAGUCUUUGUUUCACUUUUCUCAAAGGUGUAAUGACCGAAGUUCUUGCUCCAGAUAUAGAUAGAUAGCUCACUGCGUGUGACUGUUUUAUGAUACUUUUACUUUGUCUUCAUUUGGGUAUAUUUUAUUUACAUUGGUGAGACUAGAAUUAUCAUAAACUGUAAUCUCCAUAUAUAAAUCAAAUGAUGAAAAUAAAUUUUAUCUCUGAAUUUCACAUGAAUAUUCGUAAUUAUUUAUUCCGUGUAUUCCAUCAUAUCUUGACGGACUAUAUGCUGUCCUGAGUAUAAUUAUAUUCUCAGUGGCUUACAUCAAACGAACUGAAGAGUCUCGAAAACGAAGAAAAAUACUGAGACUGAGUUGUAAAAUGAUUUAUCUAAUGAGCUGUUUACCUUUUUCCUUAGUUAGAUAUAAAUGUUGGCGAUUCUGACCGUACACCAAUGAUCUCUUUUCUAGGUGUUUACUGCUAACUACGAUAAGGAGACUACAGUCAAACAGCGUCUAACUCGUGUAAUUUAUGCUCGUUUCAUACGACUAAAACCGACACAGUGGGAAUCUUCAGCUGCAGGGAUGAGAGCGGAGCUUGUAGGUUGUUACGUAGGUAAGUUCAUCGCAAACACUGAAACAAGACUCCUGCGUGAGUACCGUUCUAAAGUAUAGUCCAUGUUUACAAGGCUAGUAGUUUAAUAAUUUGCAGUUUUUGACGCUGCAAAUUUCGAAACCGUUGGAGUGGGUUGUGGAGAUGUCCCUACCCACAGCCUCUACGUCACUGUUAGAACUUGGGGUAUUCAUACCCGGCCAACGCAUAAAUCACCUCAAGGCUUCUUUCCAGUUUUUCAUGCAUGCGUGUACGCAUGCACUGAAAGUGUUAAUGAAAUCCAUUUAAAUUUACUGGUGAAAUAACUGAAUAAAUAAAAAAACAGCGUUUAGUUUUCUGAAUGAUUUAAUGUGUUGUUGUUGAGGUAGUUAGUACUUAGUAUAAAAUUUAGAAAGAUUUAAACUGAAAAACCCUUAAAUGGAAAGCAGCCUUUAGAAUAGUUUAAUUUGACAUGCGAGGGAGAACAUUGUAUUUGACUAUUAGCUACCAUGAGCCGGCUGUAUAAGAAAGGUAGUGAAAGCAGUUAGUGUAUUUCAUUUCGCGUAUGUGAGUUUUUUUUAUUCGCGUGAAUUGAAUUUCAUUUUAUAGUCGCGAAAAUCGCGAAAUUAAAUACAAAUGAGGUAUAUGCAUGGUAGCCUAAUCAUGCCAUUUCGAAUUGUUUUAUGUACGUAUUAUUACUGGUGGGACCUUAAGAAUCGAAUGGAGAUAAAUUGGAACAGUAUGGCGGUGUUUUAUUUGUUGAAUAAUGUUUUUGUUAUAACAAAUAUAACAAAUUUAAAAGAAAUAUAACAAAACUUUUUGUUAUAUUUCAAAGACUAAAACAAACCCUUCCUUCCUUCCUUCCUCCCUCCCUCCCUCGCUCCUUCCCUCCCUCCCUCUCUCCCUCUCUCCCUCCCUCCCUCCCUCCCUCCCUUCCUUCCUUCCUUCCUUCCUUCCCUCCCUCCCUCCUUCCUUCCUUCCUUCCUUCCUUUCUUCAAGAAAAACCGUCCCGUCUCCUCGAAACUUAAACACAUAGGGAAAUAAUAUGGGUUCCACCAUUUCAAUGUAAUUCUGUCACAUCUAAAUUAUAAUUGCACUCUUAUUUAUUUAGAGCGAGAUUGGUUUGAGUUAUGGCCUCUCGGGAUGGAGAGUCGUGUGGUUUUGGACUUUCAACUGAGUGCGUCAUCUUCAAAAUACUCACUCUCUGGGGCAGAUAAAGGCAGACUGAACCUGAACUAUACGUUUAAUACAACUACAUCAGAGAUUGAAGCGUAUGGUGGUUGGAUAGCAGCAGAUGAUGAUAGUGUCCCUUGGUUUCAAGUAAACUUUAUAACAAAUGUGACAAUUAGUGGAAUAGCUACUCAGGGUGAAGAUGAAGGGGAGGCCUGGGUAACCAGCUACGAAAUAUCUUAUGGCUACAGCAAGAAUUCCUUGCAGGAUUAUCAAGUGGAUGGGCAAGUCAAGGUAAAAGUUCGGCUUGUUUUAUGAUUUUUAGCCGUUGAAUUUCCAUCCAUAGCACUGGAAAAGAAUAGUGAAGUCCUUACUAUGAAAUUUGCGAUUGCAUCACUAAAUCAUUAGUAUAUCAAUACUAUAUUUCCAUAUUAUAUCCAUACUAUUAAAUUGAAUGCAUAAUUAGUGUGAAAAUUGUAUUUCCCUACUAUUUCCAACGAAGAUCCAUGCUUUUUCUAUAGCAAGGAUUUUGUAGUUUACUUCAUUGAAUUUAAUGCGUUAACGUUUCAAGUAGUGCCACUCGUCGCAGCACAUUAUAUGCGACGUCGCUGAGGGUUAGCGGGUUUUGUCGUAUAGUUGACAGAUGACACGAAAGCCCGUCGAGUAAAAUUCUGAAGCAUUAAAUUCAACGACUUGGGCUCGAAAACAUUUGAGUUCCAUACCAUCUAAAAUCUCUUCAUUUUAUCAUUAUAUUGAAGAUAAAGUAGUAAAACGGACUAAACGCUGUUUGUAAUCCGUCUUAUAUUUAAACCUUCCCUUGGGAAAUCUUGCUUCUUUUAUCUGCAUGAUUCUUACUGGAAAUGUACUAAACAAGGUAUUUUUAUCUCUAUUUGUUGAUUUUUGAUAAAAUAAAAUGGUGCGCGCUUAAAAUUAAUGAGUAUAAUAUACCAUGCACUAGCUUGGUUAUGACCACAUUAAAAUUUUUUAACUUUCUGAUAAACGUUUCUCAAUAUAUCAGCAAACAAACUUAAAGAGUAUUUUUAUUGCUUUAUCUUCAGUAUAAUGAUAAAAUGACUUCUUCUCUACAGUUAAUAUUUUCAUCUUCCAUCUAGGUCUUCUCUGCCAACAUUGACCAGAAUUCCACUGUCACACACGAUCUUCAACGUCCAUUCGUUGCUCGCUACAUUCAAGUCAAACCAAAAUCUUGGAACAGUAGAUGUGGUAUGAGGGUGGAAUUCUAUGGCCGGUUUGAAGGUUUGUAAAUGGCCAACGUUGAUAUUACCUUUUACGCUACAGCUUUCGCCAAUUACAGCGACCCUUUACACAAUACAAGACAAACGAACUUUAAAAUAUGGGGGGUUAAAAGCAGAAUACCCCACCAAUUUCUUCUUAUACACAAAUUUCUGUAUAUUCAAGCUUACUAAAUUCAUACCAUGCAGAAUAUUUAUAUUUUAAUCGUUUUUUAAAUAUUUAAGCUGGUUUUAAACACAGCUCACAGACUGACAGAGAAUUCUGCUUCUUCCCCAAAAAUCUAACAACAGCACGAUAUGGGACAAGACAGGUUACGAGAUGUAUUACAAGACAAACAUAUAGAUUUCAAAAAUUGCUUUCUAAUUUUGAUUUCAAUUGUAGACCAGGACAAUUCGACCUAUCUUGGGAUGACAAGUGGCCUAAUACGGGAUGGCCAAAUUACAGCAUCUUCUCAGUAUGACUGGCCACAUCGUGCAGCCGUAGGCCGGUUAAAUUUUGCCCCCAUUCCUGGAAAUGCUUGGAAUGGCUGGCGUCCACUUGAUGCUGAUAUGAAUCCAUGGUUCCAGGUUGAUUUUGAAACAUUUGCAACGGUGACGUCUAUACGUACCCAAGGACUGUCUGGCUCUGACUACUGGGUAAAAACGUUUAUUGUGUCGUUUGGCAACGAUGGGAUAAACUUUCAAGAUUACAUCGAAUUUGGAAUGCCUAAGGUAAGCAACAGGCCUACCAACUGUUAAGCAUAGACCACUAGCUAAUGACAUCGAUUGUAUCCAUAUUUUGUGGUAAAGGCUUGUUGACAUCAGUAAGUGAGAACUCGAGUGCAAAAUGUGAAGCCGAGAUGGAGCUAUUGGAUGUCUAUUUCAGUCCCUUUCUAUUGUUUUUGUCUGCGCGAUCGAACACAAAACUACAAGGUGUAUAUCAAGGUGUAUAUCAAAACGAGCCGUUAGCUAGAAUUAGCUAGGGUAAAAAUGGUAUUUAAACUGUUUAUGACCCUUCGUAGCUAUUGGACAUUCAUAGCUAUUGGACCAUCUUGGCUUCAAUUGUCUCAUAGGCCGAAUGACUCCGGACAUCUAUGGAGCUCACUGGUUGACAUAACUUCAAAUAUUUCUAUCAGUUUAUUUUAAAUAAAUGACUUUUAAAACUGAAUUCAAGAUUUUUCUUUAGCCUCGCGCCGAGAUAUUUUUAAAUCUUUUUAUAUGCAUUUGCAGAAUUGUCCAGAAUUAUGUGAAAUGCGCAUAAUCACUGAAAAGAAAAGUUUGUGCAUCUUAUUCAUUUUCAAGUGCAGGUCUUAAAAAUUGAGAACUAGCUUUGAAGUUGUCUGACUAGUCGUAUACGAUUCUUAUCCUGGCGUAUGUACUCGAAUAAAUAGGUGUAAAACUAUCACAUUUCAAAUUUCGCCAUAAACAGAUAAACAGGAAUAGUGGCGUCAGCAGUCGUUUUCAUACUCCAAAAUGACAAUCGUAUACAAUUAGUCGUAUCGUGUAAAUGAGGCUUUAUACAUGCACAAUUUAUGCAGGGAUACUACUGAGUGAGCUAUAGGUUACGUCUCCAAAAUUGAAAAAACUCGCGGAUUUUACUUUAUUUGUGUUAGUCCCACUGCUGCAGUGCCAUAUUCCAUCCAUGCGCCCGCAAUAUUUGAUGAACUUUAGACUUCGCUAGUGGUUCCUUUCCCCGGGUGUAAAUAGCUGGGCUCGGGGAUAAUAACCGGCUCAUGUGGCAAGGGUAUAUUUUUACGUGGGCGUUGUGUAUGGGUGGUCAUCUCACUGAUCUCAAAAUACAGCUGUUUGCCAGGAGUGAAGGAGGCAAAAAUAUUUUAAAAACAUGUAAGAAAGAUUGGAAAGUCGUCUCACAUAACAAAUUGUAAAAGUUUUUUUUCAGUUUUUAAACGUAAACAAUAAGAAUUGAUUUAGUAUGAGAAAUCCUGAAGUAUAAGGGAAGUUUGUUUCAAUUCUUUAUGAAUUAUGUAUGACUUUGUGUCUUUGUAUUAUAUAGACUUUGUUUUUGUCUUUCCUAUGCAAAAUGCAUUAUAUGCGAAAUUAAAAUAAAUUUUGAUACAAAGGAAAGCAAAUUAUGUUCAUUAGCGUCCUGUAUGAAUUAAAUUUAUUUCAUUUCUAAGUGCGAGUAAUAAGUUGAAACUCGAGUUGAAGAGUAUAUCGGCAAAAAGCAGUUAAUUUCAAUUCACAUUUAAAAACGUUUUACGAAGAGUUUCGUGUUGAAUUUUACAUUAAAAUAAAGCCCAUAGAAACCAAAAUAAUUUGCGUACUUUAUAUAUUUUAGCAAAAUAAUUUGCGUACUUUUUUAAAAGUGCUCAAGUUUAACUUUUUUCCAGUUUUGUACAAAAAAAUUAAAAAAAAACCAAUUAUCGUGUUGCCAUGGCUAACAUUAACAUGACGUGAGUAGCGCCAGUCUGCGUUCAGUGUUGGCGUAAUUACGAAUAAUGUUUGGAAAAUAUAGGCGAGGGGUUGUUGCAUGCAUGUAUUUCCAGUUAAGGCUACCAAGUUGUGAAGCAAGGGUUACUUGCACCCAGCCAAACCUCGUAGGAUCUCUAAAUCAGAGGGCGCAUGUGCAAGUUGUGGCCUCUGCAUUCGUUGACCUGACCUCGCAAUUUCCGGUUCUGAUGAAAUAUACCGACCAGAUUAACUAUGAAGAGAGGCCAUGUCACAGUGAUGUUUUGCUAUCCCCAUACUCGUAUUACUAGGGAUAUGGUUAGGAUUAGGGUUACUGGGGAUGGUAGCAAAACACGGGGUACAUAUCACUGCAUGUGAUAGCAGUAAAUAGCUUACACGGUCACACUCCAAUGUCUGCCGCAUGCAACUGCCAUAUUAUCUCUCCGUCCUAAAAAAGAAUCUUGUCUUACCCUGUCACUUUUAAUAGUUAAUAUUUAAUUUUCUUAUUUUUUAUUUACCCAAAAGGUUUUCAUUGGAAACUACGGUAAAAUUAUAAUAAUCCGACAACGUUUGUUGAAUGUCAUAUUCGCACGGUUUGUUCGACUAAAGCCAACGGAUGAGGAGACCUAUGUGGGGUUGAGAGUUGAGUUUAAUGGAUAUUAUAUAGGUAAGUUGAAAGAAUGCUCAUAGUUGCGCAUAUAUAUAAGUACAUGCGAAGAGAUGGUAGCCUGAGUAUCACACUCUGUUUUCCCUUUCUUAAAUGCGGGUGAAUGGGAGGGACUAGCGCAAAUGAAGGGCCUAAUACAAAUACUUGUCUGGCUACAUUUAAAAAAGCCAGAAUAUGGCUUGUCACCUAUUGGUCUCUCAGACAAAAUCUGACUUUUUAUUGGUUAUAUUAUUAUAUUUAGUAGUUUUAAGUGUUAUUUAAAACACGAGUAGGAAUGUUUUAUCAGACAUUAUAUCAGAAUGAUAAAACACGACAAGGUAUAUCAAUCAUGCAUGUGUUCGCUCGCUUCUCUGGUUUAAGGCUAGCCUGCAUGGCAGGCGGUAUUUCUACGGGCAGCGAAAAUUAGGGAAGCAAAGGAAUGCAGGCUAGUUUAAGGCCGUUUUCCACUAUAGGCGGAAUUUUGCGCGCGGAGCGGAAUUUCUCUUUGUCUUUUCUAAUUAGUUCCACCCGAGAAAUCACAAGACAAAGAAAAAUUCCGCUCCGGAAAAUUCCGCCUAGUGGAAAACGGCCUUUACAGAUGUUGUCUUAUUAACAUUCUUUAUGUACUAUUUAAAGCGCGCGUAGGAGUGUUUUAUCGCAUAUAAAACACGACGCGUAGCGGAGUGUUUUAUAUGUGAUAAAACACGACUACAAAACGACUCAUCUUAUACGAUUUCAUUGGCGAAGUAAUUUUUAAAAUAAACUUUGUCUAAACCGAGAAAAUCAAAGCUAAAGUUUAUGUAAAUUAACAUGAUAUUAUAUCACAUAUAAAACCACGACACGCUUAUGAUUUUUCUUUGUGUUUUGCUCCUGAAUUAUUAAUGAGUUUUUUAAAUAAGAAUACUAAAUUAAUUAGGAUGAACAAUUACAUAAUACCAAAUGUCAUUGUGUUUUAUCAGAUAUAAAGUCACUCCACGUGACAUAUUAUGGCUGACAUGAUUUUUCAUAAGGUUUAUGAAUUAUUAACGAGUAUUUUUGUCCUCACUUAUAUAAUGGUUCCCCCUUGAAUCGAACCUUAAUCUUUGUAAUCUAAUUUUAAAUUCUUCGUUUCUUUUUGCAUGGUGCUGUUAACUGCAUGAAUUCGUCCAGCCAGGCUUUUGGAAGCGCCGAAAAGUGGAAAUUUUACUUUAAAAACUGGUUUUGGUUAUUGAAAAAAAUAAUUACGUUAACAAUUUUCUACGUAGAAUGUUUAUAAACACAAUCUUUUGAAAGUCCUGCAACUAUGUAUAUAGUAUCGCAUUGCAUUCAUACAAUAUACUAUACCGAUCAUAUCGUAUUAAAAAUUCAUGAGAAAAUGCAAUAGAAAUUAAUGUUUGGACUGCAGUUGCACGAAAUCCAUCAACAUAUGCCGUUCAGGAGUAAUGUCUGUCCACAAAAUAGUUCUCCUUAAUUCCAACAGUUUUCGUUUUAUUUUCUCAUAUUUUCGCAAUUUUGAGUAUUAAGAUAUCUUGAGUUUCGUGAACCGUUAAAUUCGAUUUCCUGACAAGCGAUUAAUCUGGUAUCGUGUAAUUAUAGUGAAUGACUGUAAAUUUGUUAAAGAUUUCGUCUUGAUUUGUUCGACGUUCUCAGGAAAAAUUAGUUUAUGCCUUUGAAUUAAGGAUGAUUUGAUUAAAUGAACACUUACAUGCACGCAUAUCAGCAUCAAUUAUCACUCCGUACAAGAAAAUAUAGAUCAUUCAAAUUGUAUAUAGAUGAAGUUGCGAUAAGAGCUCGUAUAGUUCAGUUGGUUAGAGUGCUACACCGGAAUCGCAGUUGCAUUUUUUGCAACUGUUCCUGGUUAGGUCUAAUAAAUGUAUAAAAACCCUACAAAAACGUUUCUAUAAAAGAACCGUACUAUAGCUAUUCCACAAAACUAUUCCACCAUACGCAUGCAUGCUUUUGAUCCCAUGCAGUUCGACCGCGUGCUUUAUCUCUGACUUCAAUGCUCUUACUUAGAAUAUGACUGUGUCGACCCAAUUCCGCUUGGUUUGGAGAGAAACUUGAUCGCGAAUUCUCAGUUAAAGUCGUCAUCUGAGAAAGAUGAAACAACACGAGCUACAAAUGCUAGACUCAGACUGAAGCCGGUAGAUGGUGAAAGAGUCGGUGCAUGGAUAGCUUCAGCUGAUGACGGAAAUCCUUGGCUUGAAGUUGAUUUUAAGUCCAAUGCAACAGUAAGAGGAAUUACUACUCAGGGUCGAUAUGAUGAGGCUGAGUGGGUCACCAGUUAUGAAGUGUCGUAUAGUAUUGAUGGAAUAACUUUUGAUACGUAUGAAGAAAAUGGACAAGUUAAG